AUGGCAGCCAAAACCACAUCAUGCUUUACUUUCCUAAAGGAAGCGCUGACCCUCCCCACGUUAAACCCCAAGCUCUUCACGCCCUUGCUCCUCCUCUUUGCCGCCGCCGCCUUCCUUGACCACAUAGUCAAUUUCGUGUUCGUCCAGCCUCUCGCCGACGUCGUGGCCAGCCAUGCCACCGAGGUCAACAACACCGACUUCUCGAGCGCCGAACACGCCAAGCUCAUGGAGAUGGAGGGGCCAAAGCAAGACGGCAUGAGGCUCAUCCUCAUCGCCUUCUCCGAGGUGAUCGUCGCCCUGGCGGUCGGCUUCGUCAAGAAGAUCCUCUUCCUCUUCGCGGCCUCCACGACCUACUCCGGCGACCGCUACUCGCUGGCAGAGCUCCUGCGCGAGCUGGUCAAGGGGAGGAUCAGCCUGAAGGGCCCUUCCAUCACCAUCGCCGUCGUCGACGCGCUUGACUUCGCAUCGGCGGUCCUGGCCGCGCUGAUUAUUCCUGCUCCCGCCCUGAUGGCCGGGCUCUCGGGGGUGCUCUCCGUCCAGGGUCUCGUCUACCUCAUCGCGCUCCUCACCUCCCUCCACUUUACCGCCGUGGCGUUGGUGGCCGUCGCGGCGUCGGUGGUCGACAGGAGGUGCCGCGGCGUGGGGGCGCUCCGGCAGGCGUGGCGUCUCGUGACGCUGGUGAGGAGAAAGGAGGGCCUCCUGCUGGUGCUCGUGGCGCACCUCGUGCCGACCGUCGUGGCUCCGUUGUACCGGAUUGCUCUUGUGUAUGCGAAGACGAGCAUGACGGUGUGCUUCUGCUUGUUGGCCGUGCAUGCUUUUCUGUCUUGUGCGCUGCAGCUCCUCUCUUUGACGGCGGCCACGGUGUACUACUACCAAGCCAUGCAGAGCAAGGAGGUGAUCGAUGCCUUGCGGUUAUGCUAA
Molecule: messenger RNA, 921 nt
Organism: Triticum turgidum subsp. durum (durum wheat)
Lineage: Eukaryota; Viridiplantae; Streptophyta; Magnoliopsida; Poales; Poaceae
Source: the annotation of a GenBank genome assembly